AUGUUCAUCGAAAGAUCGACGCACCUCGCCAGGUCAUCCGAUAUGCGGGCGCUUUUCUACCCGGUCUGGCCUGGGGAUUUUUCUGUGUCGCGGCGGAACAAGAUCACAGGAGACCUGCAUCGUUUGAAUCUACAGACAUUGAAAAACGCAGUCAAAAACAAGGCAGACCCUAACGUCUCUGUGUUAAACACCCCCGUUAUAAUCAACGAUGUCACCUAUGAGAAGCGCCGACCAGACUUUCUUUCCUCCCUCACUGAUACGCAGCACCACGAGCUGUUCAACAAAUUGAGGCUCCUUGACGAAAAUGCCGAGUUCCCCGAGUGGCAGAAAGUCAUGAAAUAUGAUACCCAACAUGAAUUUGAGGUGUUCUCGAGUGUCAUGAGGCAUGUGCUUACUUGGAUCGACCUUGCUGCUAAACCCUCUGCGUGCAACUCCUCCGACGUCAUAUCAUACACUUGGGAUCAUUUGACGAGAAUAAAUGCUAUGCCACGUUUACGAUUAGCUCAAGUUUUUAUGCUAGAGGAGUUGAUUUAUAAAAUACGUUCUUACGCGCGGCGGGCGGCAUGGUACGACGACGAAGGCGAACACACCCACAAUCCCUUCAAAAAAAUUCGAGUUAAUAGACGACGCAAACAACACGCGAGAGAUUUAGAGCGCGGUGGACUCGCUCGCGGUGGUAUUGAAGCGACAGGACAAACUGGCGAUCGUGACUCACAGGAAAAAGAUGCUCCAACAUUGGCCGGUAGCGAAGAUGCGAUUAAUGUCUCGCGCGAUAUCGAUGGCGAAGAGAGUGGACCGAGACGGAGAAAGACUGGACUUUCGAAUCCUCAAACUGAAGCCGAUGAUGCGGCGUCCAGUGUCAGCAGUGGAAAGCCCGUCUUCACUGUAGCCAGCCAGUUACGUGCGACUAUAUUGAACUCCUGGAUCAACUUGCUGCUUGUCCUUGUUCCAGUCGGCAUUGCUCUAAACUACACCAGCGUCAGCCGAACAGCAGUCUUUGUUGUGAACUUUCUUGCCAUUGUCCCGCUGGCGGCCAUGUUGAGUUAUGCGACAGAAGAAAUUGCCCUUCGAACUGGAGAGACUCUCGGAGGUCUUUUGAACGCCUCUUUCGGAAACGCAGUCGAACUGAUUGUCGCCAUCAUCGCUUUGGUUCAUGACGAAGUCACCAUUGUCCAGACUUCCUUGAUUGGAAGUAUGCUUUCCAACUUGCUUUUGGUCAUGGGCAUGUGCUUCUUUUUCGGUGGUAUCAACCGUAUCGAGCAAAAGUUCAACGAGGUUGUUGCGCAAACUGCAGCUAGUCUUUUGGCUCUUGCAGUUGGUAGUUUGAUUAUUCCUACGGCAUUCCACAUGUGGGCUAGUGGUGGUGCUACUCAUACUGAUGAGCUUUCACGAGCGACUAGUGUGAUCUUGCUUGUAGUCUACGGCGCUUACAUCUUCUUCCAACUCAAGACCCAUGCAGAAAUUUACAAUACCCCAAGCGAAAAAACGGCAAAGAGAACCAAGAGCCGUGCCAAAGGCGAUACCCAAAAGGGAUUGGUUGCAAUUGGUGCUCUGGGAGCCGGCAUGGGCAGUCAGACAGCUCAACGCGAUCUCGAGAGCCGAGGUAGCGAAGACGGGGAAGAGGAGAAGGAAGAACCACAGCUUCACUUUUAUGUGGCUGUUGCAACUCUUGUCAUCUCUACUGUGCUUGUCGCCCUCUGUGCAGAAUUCAUGGUCGAUGCGAUUAGUGCGGUUACGUCAGGAAACAGCGGCAUUUCACAAACAUUUGUCGGAUUGAUCUUGUUGCCCAUUGUCGGCAACGCUGCUGAGCACGCUACAGCGGUGACUGUUGCGGUCAAGGAUAAGAUGGAUCUUGCUAUCGGUGUUGCCGUAGGAUCGAGUAUGCAGAUCGCACUUUUAGUUCUUCCUUUGAUUGUUGUCAUUGGAUGGAUCAUGGGCAAGGAUGAUAUGACUCUCGACUUUGGCGAUGGAUUCCAGGUUGUCGUUUUGUUUGUCGCAGUUCUAUUGGUGAACUAUCUCAUUGCAGAUGGAAAAUCACACUGGCUCGAAGGCGUUCUACUGAUGACUCUCUACAUCAUUAUCGCGGUUGCCGCAUGGUUCUAUGACUAA
Messenger RNA from Talaromyces amestolkiae, 2109 nucleotides. RefSeq lists its product as uncharacterized. Gene Ontology annotation, cellular component: fungal-type vacuole membrane. NCBI's taxonomy places the organism in Eukaryota, Fungi, Ascomycota, Eurotiomycetes, Eurotiales, Trichocomaceae. Gene Ontology annotation, molecular function: calcium:proton antiporter activity. Gene Ontology annotation, biological process: calcium ion transmembrane transport; intracellular calcium ion homeostasis. The transcript has 10 exons. The coding region runs from base 1 to 2109 and encodes 702 amino acids. The record is from RefSeq and is a predicted model, not a curated record.